AUGUCGGUCUGGAACCCAGACAACAUUCGGGAUGUUGCUGAGUCGGCUGGUCUCACAAAUCUGAGCCAUGAUGUGACCGAGAACCUCGCCCGCGACGUGGAAUAUCGAGUUGCGCAAGUCCUAGAGGAGGCACUCAAGGCCAUGCGCCAAGGCAAGCGCACAAUCUUGACAACUCAGGAUAUCUCCCUUGCUCUACGAAACCUGGAUGUGGAACCUCUUUAUGGAUACGAAUCUCUUCGCCCGUUGCGCUUCGGAGAAGCAUCGCUGGGACCCGGUCAACCGCUGUUUUAUCUCGAAGACGAGGAGGUGGACUUUGAGAAACUGAUCAAUGCUCCAUUGCCCAAAGUUCCCCGAGAGGUGUCUUUCACAGCUCAUUGGCUCGCCGUGGAAGGUGUGCAGCCAUCUAUUCCCCAGAAUCCGACUGCCGCAGACUCUCGGAACCUCGAGCUGGUCUCGAAGGGACCAAAUGCCAAUUCCACAUUAGCGGCGAUGAGUGGGACGGGUGACGUGGCUGUGAAACCUUUGGUAAAGCAUGUGCUCUCCAAAGAGUUGCAGUUGUACUUUGAGAAGGUCUGCAGUGCGUUCUUGGACGAGACAAGUGAGGACUACCGGACGUCCGGAUAUGCCAGUCUACGGGAGGACCCUGGCCUGCAUCAACUAGUACCAUACUUUGUGCAGUUUAUCGCCGAGAAGGUCACACACGGCCUGAAGGAUAUCUUUGUCCUGACGCAAGUUAUGCACAUGGCUGAGGCUCUGGUGCAGAACCAAUCCCUCUACGUUGACCCAUAUGUCGCAUCUCUAGUGCCCUCUAUUUUGACGUGUCUGAUAGGUCGACAGCUUGGUGGAGCUGCUGACGUGGCCGAGCAAUGUGCUCUUCGUGAUCUGGCUGCUUCACUUCUUGGUCUCAUUGCUAAAAAGUACUCCCAUUCGUCUCACAUGCUGAAGCCCCGCCUUGUCCGCUCGUGCCUGAAGAGUUUCCUGGAUCCAUCCAAACCAUUCGGUGCUCAUUAUGGUGCCGUAAUUGGCAUGCAAGCAGUAGGCGGUGCAGAGGUGAUUCGCGUGCUUAUGAUUCCUAAUCUCAGUGAAUAUUCGAAGCUUCUUAGUGAUGGUCUUGAGGACUCUGCUCGUCGGCCUGCCGCUGAGCGGGUACUUAAUGCAUUGCUUGCAGUCCUGGCUUCUCUGCGGGAUAGCCAUGCAUCCUUAGCGAAUGGUCACCCCGACGUUGUCAGUGACGAGCUUCGUUCCCGUUUGAUCGGCAAGGUGGGCGAACUCCUUGCAGCAAAAAUUGCCGAGGCGAAUGAGGUGCAGCUGGCCUACCUGCUUCUUGAAUCAUAA
This is a messenger RNA of Penicillium pulvis, 1335 nucleotides long. Its product is annotated as TATA-binding protein-associated factor TAF6. The coding region runs from base 1 to 1335 and encodes 444 amino acids. NCBI's taxonomy places the organism in Eukaryota, Fungi, Ascomycota, Eurotiomycetes, Eurotiales, Aspergillaceae. Gene Ontology annotation, biological process: RNA polymerase II preinitiation complex assembly; transcription initiation at RNA polymerase II promoter. The record is from RefSeq and is a predicted model, not a curated record. The transcript is spliced from 3 exons. Gene Ontology annotation, molecular function: transcription coactivator activity; RNA polymerase II general transcription initiation factor activity; protein heterodimerization activity. Gene Ontology annotation, cellular component: transcription factor TFIID complex; SLIK (SAGA-like) complex; SAGA complex.